AUGACCUAUAUUGAGACUGUAUUUUUGCAGCGACUCGAUGUACUCAAAUACAGUAUAGUACCAAGAUCGCGUAAUUGUCGCCGAUUACAUUAUUUCGUGAUUGUUCAUGUACGAGCAGCUGACAAAUUAAUACGCGAGCAGUGGCGUAGAACAUACGGCCAACUUCAGCACGAGCAUAACUUCACUAUUAUAUUCGCUACCGGAUUAGCUCCGAAUAAAUCACUCAAUGACGAUUUGAUGGAUGAGGCAUUUCUUCAUGGAGAUUUAUUACAGGCUAACUUCGGCGACACGUAUAGAAAUCUUACUCUAAAAUAUUUUUUGGUUAAUGAGCGUGACCAUUCAAAGAUCGUAGGCGUAUGCAUGCAAUUGGAUUCAAUUGAUUCGAAAGUGCAGGAUUAG
Messenger RNA from Cooperia oncophora, 399 nucleotides. The record is from the annotation of a GenBank genome assembly. Lineage: Eukaryota; Metazoa; Nematoda; Chromadorea; Rhabditida; Trichostrongylidae.